This is a messenger RNA of Cryptosporidium ubiquitum, 546 nucleotides long. RefSeq lists its product as uncharacterized. The record is from RefSeq and is a predicted model, not a curated record. The coding region runs from base 1 to 546 and encodes 181 amino acids. NCBI's taxonomy places the organism in Eukaryota, Apicomplexa, Conoidasida, Eucoccidiorida, Cryptosporidiidae. The transcript has a single exon.
AUGGAAAAUAAAUACGAAAAUAAAACAAUGGAAAACAAAGUUCACGAACCGUUAGAAAAUGCCAGCUGCAGAUUAUCAUUGUCCAAUUGUAUAAAACCACUCCCAAAAGAUAUUGCAAAGUUUGCGCUUUAUAUUGUUUGCAUUUCCGACUUUAGCUCUAUUAUUCAAGUUUUAUAUAACAUUGUAUCAUCAGUUACAGUUAGUACAAUAUUUGUCAUUUUUUCCAUCAUAUGUUCGUUAUUUGGGAUUCUUGGUUUUUAUUCCAUCACGAAAAAUAACAAUACUACUAUGAAGUAUUACAUGAUUUACACUUUCGUAAAAUUAAUAAUAGAGUCGAUCACAUCUUUUGGUAUGUCGAUAAUAUUUUAUAUUUAUUAUAAAACUACAAUAUAUGAUGAAAAUUUCCCCACUUGGGUUGUUUUCUUGAUAAAUGCAAUAUUUUUAACAUUAUCCAGAAUUACAUUUUCAUAUGUCGCAUUUUCCUUUUAUAAAAGAUUAGAAAUUCAGAACUAUGAAAAUUUGGAGAAAGUUACAAAUAAAGUGUAA